Molecule: messenger RNA, 4197 nt
Organism: Penicillium angulare
Lineage: Eukaryota; Fungi; Ascomycota; Eurotiomycetes; Eurotiales; Aspergillaceae
Exons: 2
Coding region: 1-4197 (1398 amino acids)
Cellular component (GO): membrane
Source: RefSeq, a predicted model, not a curated record
AUGGCGGCGGCAAUGCACAAUUCACCUGAAAUAGCCAACGGCGGCUAUGAUCCAGAAAAUAUCAAUGAGCCCGGGACUGCUCUUGGGAGCCACAAAUAUUACGCUGAAGCUAUAAAUCCUGAGCCUGUGGCAGAGCCAGGUCCCUCCAAGCCACGAAAAUCCAAAACCAAAUCCGGCUCAGGACAAGGUCCACCAGGAAGAUCUUUCUCCGUCAGAGCUCGCGAUGCCAAUCUGAACUAUACCAUUGGUGAACCCGAGCCCAAUACACCCCCGGGACUUGCAGAGGAAUCAACCACGCCGCGAGGUCUCCCACCUACUUCGUAUCCACCAGAAGCUGAGGUAGCCACUCCGGAAAUCGAAGUGUCAGUACCACCGCCCGACGCAUCGACUGCUGCAAACGUGCACUCGCCCCCAAGUCGCUCAAACACGAUGCGCUCAACAUCUUCCCAACAACGUCGAGAUUGGGCCUCGGACCGAUCACCCCUUCAAAAGCUGGAAGUGACUCUGAAUGGCAUCAGCAAAGAGGAAAAGCGCGCGCGAGUCCAAGAGGCGGAGAUGCGUCUUCGCGAGCGCAUGGCUCGUCAGAAAGUGGAAAGAGAACAGGCGGAGGCAGCGGCGGCCGCCACCGCUACGGCAACAGCAACAGCAACAGCAACAGCAACAGCCCAUGCCCCUAAGCCAAGCUCCAAACAGAGUUCGCAUUCCGAAAACAGGCCCUCAUCUAGCACAACGCGAGACAGAGAGCGCAAAGGUGUGAUUGCCGAAGAUAUCGCAAGGGAUAUACCGCAGAACUCACGGCAACCGAGAGGCGACACAGGUCGACAUAAUAGAAAUGUUUCAAUGAACCCUCAAUUCCCAAUGAUGCAGCGACCCGAAGAAAAUGCUCAGUAUGCACGAGAAGAGGCAGCGGUUCCACCACCCGCGAAAAUGGGUACGGUUCCUCGACGGGCUGUAACAAUGAGCGGACCAGCUGCUAAGCCACAAAGUAUCCGUACGGAUAUGCAACACACUCGCUCUUUAUCUCAGCAAGGAUCUGCCAAGCCUCAACGGACUGUUAUUCCCCCGGUUGUGGCACCAGCCGCCGCUGCUGCUCUUGCGAGCGCCGCUGUCCCAGUCGAUGAGAGACUAGAUAUUCCUCCAGUGGCGCGCGCGGCUCAAGAAAGUGUCGAAUCAAAUUCAAGACCUAAAAAGCAAUCAGUAUCAUUCAACGUGCCACCUCCUACGCCACCUCCAGUCUUUGAAUGGAAAAAUGCACCACCCGCACACCUUGGAGUAGCGGACUUUGACUUCCAAACCCUUGAUAUGGAGCGAAGUAAGGCAUGGUGGGAAGGCGGAGGCACGAAAAACCGAAGAAAGAGCAGAGCUCUCCCCAAAAAUUACCAGACUCCAGCUCAGAAGCUAACAGGCGUUACUCAACAUAAAAACUUCCAGCCAAAGCUCUUCCUUCGAUCUGGACCAUUAUUGAGGUAUACGGGAAUUAAGAAAAUCAGCACCAAUGGGCCCCAAGGUGCCGUUCAAAAGGAGAUCUGGCGAGGUUCCAUUAUGAUUGUGACAAAGGAUAGUCGCUCUUCCUAUGAGACUCCACCGACACUGCGCCUCUUCUCCCAACCUAUGGACCUUCUCCCUCCCCCACCUGCAGAAGUCAGCCGGGAGGACGGUGUUCAGCUCGCUCCGGAGUAUAUUGAUCCUACUGCCGGUCUGAUGAAAGUUGGUCGUGAUGGCCGGCCCCUUUAUGUCAAACCUGUCGAGCACCUUGAAGAGGAGAUUGAUUUGUCUGGCGUGGAGAAUGAGGACGGUAUAUAUGAGCUGUCUCCAAGUAUUCUCGACUACAAAACCGAAGGGUCUAAUCAGCCUAUUCCGGCAAACCGUAUUCAUUCCGUUGAUGGCGAAUCGGCUAGCUUACAUCGAGAUAUUUCCGGUGUCCGUCUUUAUGCUGAUGCAGCUAGAGAUGUGACAUUUUGGCGGUUCAAUCUCGAAGUCGAACUUGGGACAACACAACAGCGCAUCGCCUACCGUAUCAACCAGGGCCCUGCCUUGGGAUUCUGGGUACCAGCUUCAGGUCAGCCUAUGAAUAUAAUGUUCCAUAGUGGCAAUGGAUUCAGUCCAUCUGUGGAUUCCGACCGGUUCUGUGGUCCAGAUCCUCUCUGGCGUGAUAUUCUUAAUGAGCACCAAACUAAGCCAUUCCAUGUGAUGAUUGGCGGCGGUGAUCAAAUAUUUAAUGACUCCGUUAUCACUAGUUCCCAAUUUUUCCAAGAAUGGAUCAAGAUGAAGAACCCCGCAGAGAGAUACGGCACACCAUUCACUCCUGAGUUCCGUGCUGAACUAGAACAGUUCUAUUUGAACCGCUAUGCUUCAUGGUUUUCGCAGGGUCUAUUCUCUCUCGCCAACUCUCAAAUUCCCAUGAUCAAUAUGUGGAAUGACCACGAAAUCUUUGAAGGUUAUGGAUCUUAUAACUCAGACUUUAUGCAGAGCAUGGUCAUCUCUGGCUUGGGAAGGAUUGCGUACAAGUAUUACUUGUUAUUCCAACACCACAGUGUUCCAGACGAAACCGAGGCAGAUGAACCGAGCUGGCUUCUUGGUGCUCGCCCGGGUCCCUAUAUUGAGCAGAAGAGUCGGAACCUUUUCAUGUCUCUGGGCAGUGAUGUUGUUUUAUUGGGCUUGGACUGUCGAACUGAACGAACCAGCAAUGAAGUUCUCAGUGAAGAAACAUGUGAUCUAAUUUGGGAUCGAUGCCACAGGGAUAUCAUUCGUGGCGAAACUAAGCAUCUAAUCGUCCUCUCGAGUGUCCCUCUUGCCUACCCCCGAGUGGCAAUGCUCAAGAAUUUCAUCAAUAGUCGGAAGUCGCUAGGAAAGUCCGGUAUGCUUGGUGGGCUUGUCAACCGAUCUGGCGGAAAUGUGGAAGUGUUUGAUGACCACUGGGCUGGCAAGCACUUGAAGUCUGAGCGAACAUGGCUGGUAGAAGACUUACAAGAUCUUGCCGCUGAAAAAUCCGUCCGAGUUACGAUUCUGAGUGGCGAUGUUCAUCUCGCUGCCAUCGGGCAAUUCUAUUCGAACCCAAAGCUAGAAAUUGCUAAAGACAAGGACUACCGAUAUAUGCCGAACAUCAUUUCAUCUGCUAUUGCCGACAUGCCAGAAACAGAAAUAAUUUCAGAUAUGCUCAACAAGCGCAACACCGUCCACCACAUGGACUCAAACACCGACGAAGAUGUUAUCCCCAUCUUCACCCAAGAUGUCGAUGGCAAGCCUCGAAACAACAAGCGACUGUUACCCCGACGAAACUGGUGCUCUAUUAGAGAAUACCGGCCUGGCUCUACCCCGCCUGAUACCCCAGAGUCCGUCAUGACACCCCCUCUAGAGGUCCGCCCCAGCAAGCUUCAGCGGACCCUAUCCUUAGGACAGGGCGAUAGGGGCCAUGGCGCCGCAGGUGGUCCCAGCAAACCAGCCGGUCUAUUCAGAAGACUCUCAGGCCGCGGGCCACCACCCACCAGAACUAUGAGCCAUGGCCGAGGAGAUGGUAUGCCAGCUCGACGAGCCAGUGUGGACACAUCCACUAUCUCUCGUCCUAUCGAGAAUGGAAAUAGCUAUUUCCCAACGGCCAAUGAUCCACAACCCGGCAAAUUCCACCGACGACCAUCCAACCUCAGUGAAAAGGCACUUAAGAAAGCGCUCAAACAGGGUGAGGAUGGGGGAGGCACCUUUGUGAAUCUCCAAGGAGGCUUAGCCAUCACAUUGAACAUGGAGAUUAGUCCUCAAGACCCCGCUGGUAUCACAACGCCAUACAAGUUCCUGGUACCAGCUCUAGAUUACGAAGGCAAUAAUGACGAGCCCCAUCCUACACAAGUUGUGAAAGGCUGGCGAAAGUGGCUCAACAUGCCGCGACGGAAGAAAACGAGAGAUGGGGCAGACCAUGACCUUGAUGAGGAUGAGGAGGAAGAAGAAGACACCGAAGAUUACGAUGAUUAUGAUAAUACUGUCAACAAUACCCGUGCCAAUGCUGUUGCCACUGGUGCUGCCCCCGCCUCGCAACAACCCUACGAAGGAUACCCCGGAAGUGAUGGCUCUGAUAGCGAAGUACCUCAACGCUUACCACCAGAGGCCCUUGCAGACUACUCCCCCGACGACGAAGAAGGGGACUAUUACGACGACGAGGAACCUACUCCAAAACGAAAGAACAAGAAGUGGUUCGGUUUCAAAUAA